UAUUAGGAAAAACCAAGCCUCCCCUUAGGAAUGGCACUUGUCUGAGAGUUUCCUCAGCACACAGCUCCUGAAAAGCCACCAGGCUUGUGAAAGGAGAACAGAGGGGCUAUUGGGAUACAAAUUACAGCACUCUCAGGAUUUGCCCGACAGAGCGGCCGAUGUAAGUUUCUCUACCUGAGCUUGGUAACUCACUGUCUCUUUCUCUCUCCCCCUCUUUCUCUCUCCUUUUUAAAACACAUCUGACAGUUUUCUCCUUCAGUAGUUUUCUUUCACCCUUCCACUGAGCUUUGGGUGAAGAAUUACAGAUUGAAAAGGCAGCCAAUUUGGGGUGGGGGCUAAUUUCUUUUACGUUAGGGAACCAGCUAGGUGCCUGUGCCAACUUUAUUUUUAGGUAUUGCUUUCCUGAGGUUGGUUAAUGUCUGACAGGGUUGAAAAGUGAUAGAAGCUUCAAAUUUUCUAGAAGUUUUGUAACAUACGUAUAUUAGAUAUAUGCAAUUCACAUAAACUUUAAGAAUAAUAAUAUCUGGAGCGUAAGUGAACCAGGAAGGGAAUAUGAAGCCAAAAUAUUUCCAACCCACUCUAUGAUGCCUUUUACCUGGUCUGCUUCAAAUGGCGCAGUGUGUUUGAGACGCACUCCGAAUACACUAAUUCUUACACAAUCAUGAGGCAUUUUGUCUGGAUCCUUUAAUACUUAUAACCACCCAUUUCCCCCCAACUGCUGAUAUUCUUGACUCCAAUAUCAAAGCAAGUUAAGAAACUGCAGGCAUAUUUGGGAUUUGGAAGGAGAAAUUAAGAAAUAGGUCUUGUUUUUUGGUCUUCACCCUCUUGAAGACCUCCCCAAUCUUUGUUUGUAGAUAACAUGUAUACCAAAAAAAGCGGAUUCUCAUGUUAGAGAAACUUUAUGGCACAUGUCAGAAGUUUCCAGCUAAUUAGAAUGUUCUCCACUCACAUUUGAUCACGGCUUUUGCAGGUCCCAUAAAACAACAUGUUAAUGCGGUAGGGUCCACAGAUUUUUAUUAAGUAUGUACCAAAUCCUUUCCAGAUUAUUCGGAUAUUUUGAACUUUUUUAGCUUUAGUGUUCAUUUAGACCUUUUUUGUGUGUGUGGUUCCAGUUGGAAGACGUUGGUACCUGAGGAGUAAAACAAAGAGGAAACAAUGACAGACGAUCAAGACCUUUCUGAGGUGGAGAUGAGUCCUGUGGGUUCUGAAGACCACCACUGCCUCUCUCCAGGACCUUCCAUGGCAUCAGAUGCUAGCUCUCACCUUAGCAACCCCAGCAGCGGUGAGAUGGGGAAGGUGAAGAAGGAACAGCAGGACUCAGAAGCGGACGACGACAAGUUCCCAGUGUGCAUCAGGGAGGCAGUGAGCCAGGUUCUGAGUGGCUACGACUGGACCCUGGUGCCCAUGCCUGUGCGGGUCAAUGGAAGCAGCAAGAGCAAGCCCCAUGUCAAACGGCCCAUGAAUGCCUUCAUGGUGUGGGCACAAGCGGCCCGGAGGAAGCUGGCAGAUCAGUAUCCUCACCUCCACAAUGCAGAGCUCAGUAAGACGCUUGGGAAGCUCUGGAGGUAAGAAUGGCUGGGAGAAAGACAUCAUAUAAGAUGAGGGCAAACUGGGGUGCACUAGGGAGUGGUGGAAGCUCAGCAGGCAUCGGUUGGUUGGUUUUAACUUUUGCUUUGAUGUGGUGAUAAGGGGAGAGCAGGUGGGGUGAUCCAGGAAAUAAGGCACAGAUAAGUGGCAUAGAGAGCAAAGCAUAGAAGGCACUUUCUUUCUUGAUUACAUGCUGCCAGUAUAAAACUCGGUCCACGUUUUGAUUUGACCUGUGCUCCUACUCCAUUGCAAGGCCCAGUUAAUCUGGCCGCUAAGCCACAGUCCCAGCAGUUGGGUUUUCAGAAACUGCAUACUUCACCUUCUCCUCUUGACCUGUUGCGUUCCUUCUUUCUACUACACUUUUGGAGUUCUUCUUCAGUUUUAUCCCCUAGUAAAAUCACGAGUCUCUCCUCUGCUACAUGCUGUUUAUCCAACAGUUCUGAAGUCCAAAACAAGCAGUGUCAUGGUGGUGAAAUUAAGGGAAAGAUUAAUUUGAAAAUGUAAAGUUGACAGCUUUCAUGGCUGAGAGAAAAGAAACUUGAUUUUCAUGGAACAAAGGCUGAGCAGCAAAAUGACAAAAUUGUGCUCCCCUGUACGCAAGCUGGUUUUCAUUUCAUGAUUUUGAGCCAAUCUUUGAUUUGUGAAAGUUCAAAUUGGAGUGUUUGGAAUUUGACAUUCUGUGUCUGUUGAGUUUUCUAGCCUGGCAUUUGUUUGUGUUUGCGUUUUUUGUUUUUAAAAACUUCCUUAAAUGUAUUUGUACCUGUCUUGAAGACAGAGUGAGCUGCUGUUGGCAUGGCGGGAAGGAAGGAGCAGGUAUGGCAAAGGACAGAAACUCAGCCCCCUGUUACAGACCAUCCCAUUGUUGUUUAGUCACAGAUAUCGAUAAUUGGUGAUUGCCUGAAGGUGAUUUGGAUUUGGAAUUUGGCAACUGUGAAAUAUACGAACAAUGAAGAGUCGUGGGGUGGGGGGAGGCUAAUGGAGCGAUAAACAAGGCUUGUAAUAAAAGGCUGAUGGAGAGAUAAGGAAACACAAUCAGAAUAUAAGAUCCCUUAUAUUGCCACUGAGCAAUCUAUGCCAAUGCAUUGCUUCUGGCUAAUUGGACUCUGAGAAUUUGGGGUUGUUUCUUUUUAUGGAACAACAUGUUACUCCAACCAUAGUAGAAACAAGCCAGUGUCCACUCAGGUAGCGAGAAGGCACUUUAUGUUCCUAUUCAGGUGCACAUAUGUUCAUACAGUAAAUCUUUGAAGACAACAUUCCUUUGCAAACUUGGGAGUAAUCCCAAUUGAACAUACCGGAACUCACUUCUAAGUAAGCAUGCAUAGGAUUGUACUGUUCAAGACUUUCCAGAUUAUCUGUUUGUUGUGCGGCUCUUGCUCGCCAUUUACAUGGAAUCUAAGCAUCUUACAUUAAGGAAGCAACACUGUUUCAGAGACAUCACAUUUCCCUGGCAUUCAAGUAACAGUAUGUUGCAGGUGGGGGAAUGUGAUUAUUUACUCCACCUAAGAGGACUGUUGUUGUUUGGAGCAGUGUCUAGAAUCAUGCAGUUGUGAGAAUGUCGUGGGCACCUACUGGACAGUGUCCAUGCCCUCAUGCAUUAUGGCAGGCACAACUCUGCCUCCAACUCACGUUCUCCAAAUGCUAACCUGCAAAGAGAGGGCUAGCAAGUUGGAGCUGAAAAUAGCAAUCCUUGAGGCAGAGAAGAACCUUGUUCGUUUUGUGCCCACAGCAGCCAGUCUCCACAUGCCUUGCCUUGAGGCUUUAUCUGGACUUAUUGCUUUGGUAGAUUUGAUAAGAAGCUCCUGAACACUUAAUUUUAGCUGGUUUCCUUCCCAAGUGAAUCCUGACUUUGCAGGCAAAAUACUUCUCCAGAACAUACAUCAGAAUUUUUUUUCUUUUUUUAAUUGGUACCUCCCUUGGCACAAAGGCUGGUUGUGCAUUUUGUGGGGAUGGGCACUGCAUUAUUGCAUUGGCACUGGACUUGUAAAGCUCUCCUGUGAGAUUUGAAAUGCAGUGGGGCUGUUCAUCCAUGUAAACCUUUAAGAACGAAUUCCACCAAGGCAGGAUAUCCCUUCUACUUCAGCUUGCAGUACUCUGACAGCUUAAAUAUUCAAAACCCACAGAAAAAAAAACUUGAGUUAGGCUUGAGCAAAGCUUAAAUUAUUUUCUGUUUGAGUUGAAUCCUUGAGGUUAUGGUAAGGAUUUCAGCUUUUAUCUGAAAAUCUGAUUAUUAGAAAAUACCUUCAAGACAAAACAAAAUGGAAGACGCAGAGUUUUUUCUUUUUUAAAAAAUAAUUAUUAUCACAUGACUCUUGGUUUUGAGUGAACAGAUUAGAUAUAUGCAACAUGCUGAAAUCUUAAGAUCCGGCCACCCUGUGGGUUUUCUCUCUCUCUUUUUUUUCAAAUUCUUCUCCCAUCCACACCCUAACUGCCAUUCCUUCAUCUAAAUAAGCAGGGACCUAGUUCAUGUGAUUAGCUUUGCUGAGCAAUUUGUCUAUGGAAAGCCAUGCAGAAUCCAUGUGAUUGCUGCAGGGCCAAGAAUUCCACUUCUUUUCAGGCUUCUUUAUAGGAAGGUCUGUAGCUCAGUGGUAGGGCAUCUGCUUUGCACGCAGAAGGUCAUGGGUUCAGUCCCUGGCAUCCCUAGGUAGGAUGGGGAGAGAUUCCUGGACAGAAACCCUGGAGAGCCCUUGCCAGUCAUUGUAGACCAGGGUUUCUCAAAGUAAUCAGUACUGACCCCCUGAAGGUUGAUGAGACUCUUCAGGGAAUGUAUAAAGACCCAUGGGUCAAAAGGUGAUCAUGGAAGUUUCUGAGAUACAGUACAAAAAAAUUAAUUAGGAAUUACGAGCCUUGGAAAUAAAGGCCGUGGGCAUGUACAGAGUGCACUUCCCUUGCCAAUGAUUAAAGGUGAGUGAUUGUUAAUAAAUAUCAAUUAUAUCUUGAUCUAUUUUCAUCUUAUUUCAUUUACAUUACAAAGAAUUUGGGAUGGGGUUGAUGACGACUUUAUAAGCUCAUCAGUGAGUCAAUGAACUCAGAGGUUUGGGAAAUCUUGUUGUAGAGACAAUACUGAGCUCAGCGGUCUGACUCAGUAUAAAGCAACUUCCUAUAUGGAGAAAUGCUUUUUCACUGCCACGUUAGACUGGUCAGAGACACACCCCUUUCUGACCCUGAGGUUUCCCCCCCCCCUUAUGGCAAUUCAUAAGAAUUCAGACUGAGCUUCAGUUAAAGGGUUUGGGUCUCCAUUCUUUCCGCCAUGUUACAUCUGACAGAUAACCCUCUUUCUACGUCUAGUGGGCACGAAGCUGAAAUAUUAAAUACAGACAUUCAAAGGCAGGACCUUUGGGUUAUUUCCACAGUUUGCCUCUGUGGUGACAGAGAAUAGCGCCCAUCGGAACCUUUUCCUCUGUCUAUCAAACCACCUCUCUUUUCCUAAGUCUUCCUGCAGUACAACUCAAACAAAAUGGCUUCCUCAAAGAAUUAAAAUGGAGAAAUGUGGCAGACCGUAAAUUAGAUUCCUAAGGCUUGGCACUGGUUGAUUUGUCCUGAAAAGAAAAGCCUUGCUAGAUCAGGCCAUAAGCCCAUUUAUUCUAGCAUCUUAUACUCACAGUGGCCAUCCAGAUUCCUCCGAAAAGCCAGCAAACAGGACCCGGGUGCCACGACAUUUACCCCACGUGCGAUUCCCAGCAAUUGUCCUGCCUACAUAUAAAUUUCUCCCAGUCUAAAUAUUUAGCCAUCAUUCCCAUAAUGCUUCACUGGUAUGUGGACUUAAAUGCUUUGCUGAACCUGAUUAAGAUUUUGGAAAGAUGUGUACACCACUCACCUGACUCUUCCUAUACACAUUUGCUACUUUAUCCACCAGUCAUCAUCAUAAUACUGCUGAUAACUAGCUGAUUUAACCCAACUGACUGUUGUUGUGACAUACAGACAAGUUGACUGUAGUUCAGUCCUAGGCAGGGAAUCCUUUGAAAUAUUCCAUUUAGCCAUUCAGUUAAAGGUUCUCCUUUUUCUCUGUAGCUUUUAUUUUUAAAUUUGCGGGAAUACCUGCGUAUAUUAAUUUUCUUGCUGCUUGUCAAAUGGUGGCUCAAGGGAUUAUUUGACUCAUUUUUGCUGUGGAUAGAUUUGUAGUAAACCUACCUGGGCAGGCAUCUCAUUAAGCUCAAUGGGACUUACAUCUCAGCAGGACUUACCAUAACAGCCCAAACCUUAUCAUGUCUGCUCAGAAGUGUGUCCCAUUGAACUCAGUAGGGCUUUCUCUAGGGAAAGUGGACAGACGAUUGCCACCUAAAGAGCCCGUUGCAAUAUAAACCAAUAAGGAAACCCGUGUCUCUAUUGCAUUGGUAACAGUAGCACAUACAUCUGUGUAAUGCCUUGGUCUCUGUUGGCAGAGAGGAGCAGACUGAGUGUCAACAAAGGUUAGUUAUAAUUGUCUGCAUGUACUUUCUUAUCUAGUCCCAGUCAGAAACCAUUCCUUUCUCCCCAACCCUUAUUUGAUGUGAUUUUUCAGCAUUGCAAAUGUUUAACUGUUCCACAAAUGUAAGGAUUCAGUUAUUAUAAAAUCUUUUAGCCUGUGUAAGAAAAAAUCCAACUAGCAAACAAAUAUCUGAAAUAAAUAAAUUAUGGUGGAGGGAGGCAAAACAACAACAUUUUUUGAGUGCCGUCCACUUCCCUAACUAGCUAAAAGCUCAGUGAUGGUGUUAGGUUGCAGUCCCUGCCUUUUAAACCCUUCUCUAGUUAGUCUGAGAUGUGAAUCACUAAACAGAAUGACAAUAUCUUUGGAUGUCAAUAUCCUUCAACUCAUGGCUGCAUUUACUUUCAUUGUUCUUAUAUUAUUAUAUUUGUCUUAUUAAUGUCUUAUUAGCUCCGCUAGUAGAGCAUGAGACUCUUCGUCUCAGGGUUGGGGGUUUGAGUCCCAAGUUGGGCAAAAGAUUUGUGCGUUGCCAGGGGUUGGACUAGAUGACCCUACAAUUCUAUGAUUAUUUGAUAUCUUUAACACAUUUAGGCCACAAUUCUAAAUUUACUUAUUAGUGGCCUGGAUGAGGCUCGCUGAAUGUAAUGAAACUUAUUUCAGAGUACAAAAAACAACAACAAGAGUUUAGGAUGGAUCUGUACUGUGGAUACUGGUAUUUUUAUGGGUCUGCUAAUGCAUUCCCUACAGCGAAGAGAGCUGGAUGCUACCUUAUGCUUGCGUUUUGUACUAAAAAGUGCUUAUGAAAGCUCAUCGUUUAAGGCAGAGGUCUGGAUAAUAUUCAGCUCCCUUUUAGCCUUGGGUCCCUUGGUAUUUGCCCUGCAUGCAUAGUUCUGGUUUUAGGAGUGUAUUCACAGCAUGUCUCAGUGGCUUCCACGAGGACAACCCAUGGGCCAAAUCAACAUGGCUGCCUUGUGAAGAAAAAAAAGGGGGGAAACACCACCAAUGUACGCCUUUACUUGUUUAGCCUUGUUUGCUUUUGCUAACAGAGACUUCCUUGUGUCUCUCGCCACUAACAUGGCUCUACACGCUUUCCUCAUUUUUUAAAUACUCUGCUGCCGCCAACGCUUCAAAAUCAGCAGAAAUAUUUUAAAAUAAAUACUACACCAAAAUACACUUACACUUUUUUUAAAAAAAGAACUUUCCUAAGAAGGAAAACUGAAAUGCAACUUUACUUUGCAGUUCUGACGUGGGAGCAUUUGAGCCUUUAGAAGGAAGUUCGUCUUCCUGGGCUCUGUUGCGUGGAAAGGCAGUAUACCACUACUCAUCUAUUAUUGUCAUUAUUAUUUUGAUUCUACACACACAUAUAUAAAUCAGAGAGGUCACACCAUUUACCAAAUACUAUAGUUCUGUGACUUCCGCUCCUUUCAUUGUGGCUUGGGUAGGUUUGUGUUUUUUUCGCAUAAGUGGCCAGUUUCAAAUAAUAGGGGCUGCACAGUGGCACCAUGUGUGGUGGAUCGCUCCCAGAAAGAUUCCAUUGUUGCUGUUCCACUUGAGUUGGGAAGGGUGAGAGAUAGCAAGCAGACUAUAAGAGUUCCAAACCUCUGGUUUGCCACUAGAGGGUCUUAUCUCUCUCCCCCCGACGCUGCUUUGGUAUGUCACAGCAGCGGUGCUACUAUUACAUUUUAAAGAAGGGGGUGGAUAAAAUGUAUUUGCUGGAUAUUACUGGACUCCAUUUUCUAUUAACGCUGACCAUUGGUCAUGUUGGCUGGAGCUGGUGGAAGUUGGAAUUCAACAAUGAAUGGAGGACUACAGCUUCGCCACCCCUUGUUUUAGAGGAAUGAGAAAGGUGGUGGAAGGAAGGAAAGAUGGGGGCAGGGGAGAGGAAUGGUGGAAUUGUGUAUAAGUAAGUCCCAUGUUGCACAGGUUGGUCCUAGGUCCAGAAGAGUGGAUGUGUGGCAUUCUAGAGCCAUUGCUUCAGGCUGUUUUCACUCAUGACAUGAGGUUUAAAAUGUGAGUGGAAAACGUGCACUUGGCCAGAAUGACAAUGCCGCUCCUCUGCGUUAUAUUCUGCAUUGGGAACAAACAAACAGGCAAGAGAGAUGUAAAGGUAUUUAAACUGCAGAUAUGAAGAAACUUACAGCACCUCGUUUGGGAAUUGGGAUCAAAUGGUGACUGGCCUUGGUGCCCCCAAAAGCUGAUGCAUUAAAGUCAAAUGAUGAAUCACUUUGGCAAAAUAUAAAUACCACUUGCUCCUCUUAUUUUGACCUGUGGUGUGGUUGUGCUCUGCUUGUGCUGUUAGUAGUUUCCACAUCCUUUCCUUUCUGUGACUACAUUCUGUAGUAAAAACAGGAGUUCCAAACAAAUUUUUAUAUUAUUUUAAAGAUUUAUUAGGCUCCACAGUAGCCUUUCUUUCCCCCUUCAAGGAAUGCAAAACUAUUGCCUGAAUUUCCAGAUUUCUGUUGUUUUAAGGGACACCCAAUAACAUUACAGUCCCGCAAAACAUAGCAAAUACUGUUGCACUCAUGUCCUGCUUGCGGACUUCCAGUGGGCAUAUUUUUGGCCACUGUGAGAACUGGAUGCAGGAUUAGAUGGGCCUUUAGUUUGAGCCAGCAUGGCGCUUCUUACGUUUUAACAACAACUAGGCUGUUUACACACUGUAUCUUGCAUAAAUCGUAAUGCACGUCCUUUGUUUCCAACCCCAUGGUUCCAAAACUUUCCUUAUUCCCGAAGUGUUGAUCUGUCAAUCCAGUCCUGCGACACAUGCUCCUCAGAUACAAAAUGAUUAUAGAAUGACAUUGAUCCCUUUAUCACGACUGCCAAAGAUGAAUGCUAGUGUCCGGAAGAUAGGAAUCAUACUUCCUCUCCAUUUUAAAGUAUCUUCCAUGAAAGAUGUUUCCCUGGGUGAAAGCCAGGGAGCUGUAGUUUGCUUCAAAUGUGCCCAUGCUUCUCUUCCUCUAUCCUCUACAUGUGCGCGCACACAUGCGCCCGCACCAAAGUCAGUCACUGCACUAGGGGAACUGCUGUCUAUAGAGAUAGACAUCAAGGGGCAGGGCAUUAUUCAUUGUGGUAAUAUCUGCACAUCAACACGACCUGGGAGUUCAUUGGGGGAAAACCUGCAAUUAGUACUACCAAAUACACUUAGAAUUGUAAAGGUAGGCAGCACUUUAAAUUUGCAAUGUGCUUUAGGUCAUCUUUCCCACAAUAAGCCUAUAAGUUACUGUAUUUUUUGCUCUAUAAGACUCACUUUUUCCCUCCUAAAAAGUAAGGGGAAAUGUGUGUGCGUCUUAUGGAGCGAAUGCAGGUUGUGCAGCUAUCCCAGAAGCCAGAACAGCAAGAGGGAUUGCUGCUUUCACUGCGUAGCGAUCCCUCUUGCUGUUCUGGCUUCUGAGAUUCAGAAUAUUUUUUUUCUUGUUUUCCUCCUCCAAAAACUAGGUGCGUCUUGUGGUCUGGUGCGUCUUUUAGAGCGAAAAAUACGGUAUGUCUUGUUUUAUGGUAGGGUAGCCAUGUGUCCUGCCUUACAUACCUCUGUUCGGAAAGAAAGCCCUCUAUUUGAAGAGUUGUUGUUGUUGUUGUUGUUGUAUUUGUAUACCACCCUUCAUCUGAGGAUCGCAGGGCAGUUUACAAUUUGAAAACACCGGAAAUACUUAAUGUAGAAAAAAACAAAUCUGCCCCAUGUCUGGUUUAAAUAUAUGUAACUAUAGAAAGGGAGAUCGGGAGCUCAGAAGCCACUAAUCAAAAUUAGCCACCCCUGGUCAGUAAAAAGCAGGCACACCAGUCACUUGGUGUCUUCCCCACUAUAGUGUGAUGUACAGUGGUACCUCGGGUUACAGACGCUUCAGGUUACAGACUCCGCUAACCCAGAAAUAGUACCUCGGGUUAAGAACUUUGCUUCAGGAUGAGAACAUAAAUCACGCGGUGGUGGCGGAAGGCCCCAUUAGCUAAGGUGGUACCUCAGGUUAAGAACAGUUUCAGGUUAAGAACGGACAUCCAGAACCAAUUAAGUUCUUAACCCGAGGUACCACUGUAUUGUAGUUCUUCUUAAAUUAUAGGAAUUAUUUCUAGAGCCAUGUCUAUACAUAUGAAUUUCGUUAUAUGCAUGUUAUGCGAAGUGAUAUUUUUUUUUGUCCAUGCAAAUCCUCUUUUUUGGCAGUCCAUAACUGGCCACCCUAUUUUACUGAUGAGGAGCUGGGAGUGACUUAUCCAAUACCCCCUCCCUCGCUGCAUAAACGCACCAGGUCUGUAGCUGAGUUGAGCUUUAACUAAAUAGAUCUCUCAGCUACUGGGCCCUGCUGGUUCUUAAAAGCAAAGGCCAGUUACUUCAUCCACGAUUAAUUUCCUUCACAGAUGUAUAUUUUACUUAGGAAAUCACAUGCACAUUCCUCAAGAGUCCAUUUUCUUAAGUGAGGAACGCACAUGUAGCAAUGCAGACGUGUUACAUUCAUUACAACUGAUAGUGCACAUGUGGGUUACAUGUAAUUCGCUUCAGAAAAAGUAUGUGCAGCCUGUGUCUCUAUUUUGCAUGGCAGUGUACAUAUAUUUGGAAUCUGUGCCUUCUUCUCUUUGCUCAUGAUUUUGCAGAGAACCUGUUUGUCUUUUGAAAUGUUGCUGUCAGGCAGUGUAGUAAUUGGGGUCGCUGUACACUGACGGAAUCAACAGUUGCACAGGCAUCGGCAGGCUUGUGAGCGUGGCAGAAUAAAUCUGAGUGAAGCACACACAACUGCUAUCCAUCCCGUGGGCAAGUCAUGAUAAAACCACACCUCUGGGAGACAUAAACAGGCCUUUGAGUGGUUUGCUGAUUACUCUCCCACUGGUUUGUUGUGUGCCUUCCCCAUAUGCUUACCGUGUGCCUUGCGUUUUAAUCGUAUUCAACUGAAUCCUACUCGAAGUAGAAUCAAUGGAAUUAGUGAACCUACAUUAGUGGUGUCCAUUACUUUUGAUGGGUCUACUCUGAGUAGGACGAGCUUUGAAUACCUCCCAUCACAAUUAUUGUUGACAAUGUGAAGGGCAAUUACAAGGGAAACAGACUCUGUGGCAACAUCCGUGAUGCUAACGGCUUCAUUUUCAUGCUGUAAUUAAUCUUAAUUCCCAGUUAUUUAUCUCCUUUGUUAAGAAUAGCUGUUUUACAGACUAAAAAGCAUGAUGUCUUCUCAUGAUGCUCCAUUUUACUGCUGGCUCUUCUGGUGGUAACUGAGGCUGAAAUCCUAACCCUGUUUACCUGGGAGUAAGCCACAUUGAAUUCAGUGGAACUUACUUCUGAGUAGACAUGGUAUGGGUUGCUGCCUAAAUCAUCAGACCACUCUUCACAUGCUACAGCUUGACUUAAGCUCAAGGUCACCAGAACUCAGCCCUGUAACAAAAUUUUAGAGCUGCCCAACCUUGGAAUAUAUGGAAUUAUAAAUGUGUAUGUCUUGAUGUGUUUUUAAUUCUUGUAAUCGCUUGUAAGCUGCUGUGGAAAAAAAUAUAUUUUGAAAUGAGGGAUAACAACAACAACCAACAGAAGCAGCAAUGUGAGAUGUUAAGGUCCUACGGCACAGCUUUCAGGGUCAGCUUCAGUUGUAACUUCUAGAAAUGAACCCCUAGAUGCAGCAAGGAGAAAAAGGAAUUAGAGACCUCCACCCUAGUUACGGUGCUUCCAGAUUAUCACUAUUUUAGGGCGGGAUUCAAUCACAUACAAGCAAAUUCAAGUUGUGCGGUUAUCACUGACUCAGACUUGGGGAGGUCUUUCACAACAAAUCCACUCCCCACCCCCUGCAAAAUCUGACUUCUUUGCGAAAAGGAAAAUGCUGAGUAAAUAGAAUCAUAGCAUGCACUGGGAAGUGUGCUAUAAUACUUGCUUUGACACGGUGUCAGCUAACCUCCUUGUAAACAAAUCAAAAUGAAUGCUCAAUAAACAGGCUGUUUGGAAGCACCCUUAAAUAAAGAAGCUACAAGGGGUGUGUGUGUGUGUGUGUGCGAAUGCAUACGUGUUUCUUUCCACUUGUCGGCUUGCCACCUAAUGAUCCAGUUUCCCAGCUGAAUGUUUCAUCUGUCUCUAUUAUAAAGUAUUAUUAUUAUUUUUUUAGUUGUAAUCCUUCUCAGAAAAUGUGGAAAUUUAGGCUGCUGGGGUUAAUCUGUGAUAGACGAUUCAAACGUGCAGGUUAUCACUGGAUAUUUCAGCUAACAAUAAUGCUUCAUUGGGAGCUUAAAUGCAGCGGAAAUUAAACUGUUGCCCCCCCCCCUGCCAUUUUGCCAACUUUGGUGAGGCUAAUUAUAUAGAGCUGAUUUCUUUUCUUUUUCUUUUUCUAAGAAAAGCAUCAACCUAGAGUAAUUUUGAAAUUAAAUCUAGCUGGUUAGUUGACGCUUUUCAACAUCUUCCUGUAAAUAACAAGUGUCGGUAUCCUGUGCCUCAGACUGAAUGCCAGGAAAUUGCUGGGCCCAGGAUAGCUGCCAAAUUCACUUGGCCUUCCCUAGGGUGGGGUGUGUGUAUAACCUGUGGACCACAACUACCAUCAUCUGGCCAUGCUGGCUGGCGCUGAUGGAAGCUGGAGUCCAAUGAAAUCUGAUAGUUCCCUACCCUGCCAUAAGAAAACCCGAAUCCUUCUAACUUAGUCAAAUCCUAGAAUGAUACUCUUUAAGGAUGAUUCCGGGUGGGUAUCUAUUGUGGGGCAGGUUAUCGUUAGGCAUACAUUUUUUGCAGCACUUUCACAACUUCAUAGGCAUCAAGAGGUCUCUGUGGCGCAAUGGGUCAGUGUGUCUGGCUGUUGGCCAGAAGGUUGGUGGUUCAAGCCCACUCAGGGGUGACUAGGGGGAGAAUUCCUGCAUUGCAAGGAGGUUGAACUCGAAGACCCUCAGAGUUCCUUCCAACUCUACAGUUUUAUGAUUCUAUCCCAUAUUUCCCACUUUGAUCUGGAUUUACCUUUCCGUAAGAACUCACAAAGUUAAGGCAACUUAUUUGCAAUAUCUGAGUACAAUAUUAAGUCUGAAUCUGGAAGCACUCUUAAGUCUGAAAGGAUGAUCCUAGGCGUGACUAUGCAGAAGUCAGUCCCACUUAGUCGAGUUGAACGUAAAGAGAAGUUGAAGAGGUAGACCGAAGACAGUCAAAACAGUGAUAUGGAGGGAGAAACGGGGACCAUUGCCAAUACUCAAUGGUGCCAGACCUAUGGGAACUGAAGUUGUGGCUUUCAUACACGCACACAUGCAUGCAGGGUAUCUACAGACAUUCUCCCAAAAAGCCUGUAAACAGGAGCCUCGCCCUUUUGGAAGCAAGACAAAACAAUUAUCAGUAUCUGGCAUAAUGCAGCAGGAGAUCAAACUUGUUUCACUGCUUGAAAAAUGCAACGCCAAGAUACUGGUGUCCGCAGCAGCACCCUCUACUGGACAAGAAGUCAAAUAACAAACAAUUGGUCACAGGAACCAGCCGCAGAGGAGUAGCUGUUAUUGCUACAAAGGAGGAAAAGAGGGAGGGAGGAGAGUGUUGAGGCACAUUAAACACAAAUUAAUUUCUUGCUACAUGAAUUUAUGAAACAAGUGAGAUGAACCAAGGCGCAUUAGAAAUGCUCCCUGAAGCGCCUUCGUUUCAGUUGAACGUGCCCAAGCAUUUCAGGAAGCAAUCUGGUCACAAAGAGAAGUUAACUUUCGAGGCAUAUAUAUACACACGAAACAUAUAUCUGUAUUAUAGCAGUUUAAAGGUUUCCCCAGACAGUCCUUGGGAGAUGUAGUUUAGUGAAGGUUCUGAUAAUUAUGUUAGAAAUCCAUAGGCAUGGACAAGUCUAUCCCGUUUCUCGGUUUCUCAGUAUUAAGUUCAAUUCUCCACAUUUUCAUAUCAGUUUUCUUUUAAUUAAAGAAGCUCUUGUGAAAAUUCGCUUCAUGUUUGUGCCAUUUUUUCUCUAAUAUACCCAAUUUUGCAAAACAAUUCCCCCCUAAUAUAAUGCAUUUUUGUACGUUGUUUUCACAAACAUAUGCAAUCGCAUGCACGCUUUAUCCUAGUAUGCACACUUAUGCACAGAUUGCUUGGAUGCAGAACUGCAUUGCAAAAUUCGGAGAAGUGAGAAUUCAGAAGGGUGGUUGUGUUUCGGUUUGUGUGCUGUUUCAGAAAGUGCGAAUAAGGCAGAUUCACCUUGAAGUACAAACUGAAUCGAACUUCUUCCGCAAACCCCUCUCCCAUCGCUAGAGAUUCCUAUGCUCCUCACAGGACUAUGGUUCACAGGAAGAGGGGGGUUACUUGUUAACCCAUUCUACGCCUGUAAAUAAUAGGCCCUCAGAUUGAGCCUUUCCAUACAAUAACUCAAAGUGUGCCCUGGCCAUGUUUCACCUGUUCUGCAGUACUUGCACAAGUGAUGCAACCAGCAGCAGUGCCUCAGUAUCCCAUCUCUGCAUCCCAGUUGUAAACAUAACAAGUGUGUUGUGGAAGUGGAAUAUUUUUUACUGUUUAUUGCAUCCUCUCUCUCUCUCUCUCUCUCUCUCUCUCUCUCUCUCUCUCUGAAUGCCACAAUGCACAUGCUUCUCUUCAUGAUUUGGGAGAACACAGCUUUCAAACCCAAAACCUAAAAUGAAGCAUUAAAAAAACCAAAACCCAGACAAACCCCGAAAUGGAUCUGGCAACCAAUAGAAUGUGAGGGAGAGAGGGAGGAGCUGUUUUCUGCCAGGAAUGACAUCACAGACGGCUGGGCCCAACAGGUGCCUAUGACCCUCAUGCAAUAACCAUCCAUGUGCUACAUUGACAAGGGCUAUAAAUAGUGCCGAGUGUCGUGACACUUGUGACAUCGCAAGAACAAAAGCACAGCCUGAGCUUCAUGCCCACAGACUGUGCUCCACAAAUGGCAGAUAAUUGUAGAUAUCUUCCACAUUCAGUUCACCUUGCAAUUAUGGGAACUACUUUCGCACAUAGUUCAGAGCUUUUUGAAUGAAUUUCGCUAAGCUAAAAUAAAGUUUUAAAAGGUGUGACUGGCAAGAAGCCACCAACAGCAUACAAACUGAUACGGCUAACUUGACCCAACAACCCUCCCCCCCCCAUAGAAAGAAAACUCACAGCAGUCGGCUGAAGGCAACUAACCAUACCCUGAGUCCCCAACCACUCUCAACGCCAAUGAAAACUAAUUAUUGAAUAGAAAGGGAACCUACACAUGUGUACCUGACACAGAAAUAUCACACAUACACUAUGUAAAAGAAUGAAAGUUUACUACCCCCUUUUUCUCUCCCCAGUUUUCUCUCCCUACCUCUUUUCUUCCCCAACCUUCUACUGUAUGCAGCAUCAAAGUCUCAUAUCGAAUAUAAAUGAUCUGAAAAAAGGACUUUAUGAUCAGAAAACAGAAACGAUGUAUGUACUUUUGUAACCCAAGAAAGUCUUAAUAAAAAUAUUUUUUUUUUAAAAAAAGAUGUGCAUGGCUUUGAAUAAAAUUGAUGCUUCCUAAAUUCCCAGAAUCGGCCUGCAUGCCAGGCCUUAGACUGUGAACAUGUGAAAAAAUAUUAAAGGUGCCUUUGAAUAAGUAUAUUUCCCUUAAGUGAUAGCUUCCCCUUUAAGGCAGAAUACAUCCCUUAGGACUUGCAUGUUUAUUGUGGCAUAUGCUUUUAUAUGUUAGGGUGCCCCUUCGUGAUCCUCAGCAUGUUGGUGUACAAAUCUCUCUCUCUCUCUCUCUCUCUCUCUCUCUCUCUGUGUGUGUGUGUGUGUGUGUAAGUGUAUGCAAGUGUGCAUAUGUCUGUAAGUGUGUGUAUAUACAUGUGUGUUGUUUUUUCUCUGGGCACUGGGAAAAAGGAGCCCUUUCUCAGCACUCAAAGAGAGAAAACAGCAAGCUGGCCAUGUAGGGAACUUCCUGCAUUUUGUUUUCCUCUCUGCGAAUGAGCAUGAAGUGACAGGAGGGGUCUGGGAGGUCUGAUCCAGCCUUAUAGUUCCCCACCUCUGAUGUAGAGAGCAAAAACUGUCAACAGUGGCAUCAAAUGGUUAAAAUUUAUAGCCCGCUGCUCUGCUUAUUUUGCAUAUGCGUUAAUUGAAUUGUCACAAAUGCAUUUAAAAACUUAAAUGUACGUAUUCAAAAUAAGCACAGUUAAUUACUCACACCUAUAAUGAGACAGGAAACCACUGUCUCCAUUCAAGUCUGAGUGGAUAGCAACUAACGUUUUUAUAAGUUAGCAGAUUCAUGCUCAAGUCUCUUUAAAGUUCCUUUGGUCUCUCUCUUCUGCAUUCGGUGCAUGGCAAAAUAGGAUGUAAAAGUCUUUGGGGUAUGUAAAUAUGGAGGAUCCUCUCUCGGAGCAGCAUGAAAUGAAUCCAUUGGCUGCCAUAGAUUUGGGGUUUUUUAUUCCAUGCCUGCAUGCUAGAGGCAAGAGGCCUAUCAAAUAUAACAGAUGAGUUGAUGGGAUCUCAGCAUGUGGGUAACAGCUGAAUCUUUCUCGGCACCCACCGCUCUGAGCAAAUUGUCCCUUGGAGCAGUGCUUGCAACAUCUGCAUUGGGUCUGUACACACACAUGCAUAGAUACAACUGAUCUCUUCCCCCACUCUAUUCCCUGCCUUAAUUCUCCUCAUUGCUCUCUAUGGGACCAAUGACUGAGCCCUUCUUAUAGCACUGACUCAGCUGUAGCAGACACCGAUGAGUAAAGAGGCUUGGCAAAAUAUAUCAGCUGCAUCCUUUGCAGUCACCCACUAAUAGAGCCACUACACUAUAGACAUACUGUAUUUUUCCAUGUAUAAGACUAGGUUUUUUCCCCUAAAAAAUAAUGUCCAAAAUUUGGGGGCAUCUUAUACACAGAUAGAAUAGAUCUCCCCCCAUUUUCUUAAAUCAGAGUCCCCCAAAAUAGGGGGUGUCUUAUACAUGGGGGCAUCUUAUAGAUGGAAAAAUACUAUACUUUGGCACAGAUGGCCAAGGUGGUGCCCUCCAUAUGCAUACCCUCCCACUGCCCCCACAAUGCCAGGAUCAUCACGAAAACCCUUAAGCCAUUACAGCAUCUCACUUCCUCACACAGUCCCAAAUUCCCAAGGGCCCUUCCCUUCAGUACAGCAUUUCAAUGUGUUACUAGAAGUUCAGUUCUGUGCAUCCUUCUAACACAUUUAUUAGAUGCGCUCAAUAUGGCGUCACUUCCUGUUUUUAUGAAAACAAGUCACCUGAAUGCCCCCAAGAAAGUUUUUCACCAUUUCCCUGCCCCUCAGUCGGUCGGACUCUCAUAAAGAAAGUGGAGAGUGGGGGAGCGAAGGGGGGUGGGGCCUUCUGCAAGGCCAUUGCCAUGGCUGCAAGGGGUGUUGUGGGAGCUGAAGAGCAGCCAUUAUGGUCACUUGGCUCCAGCUUGGUUCGUUCGGCCACUGUGUCUGAGUCCAUGCCCUAGCCUCUGAGGAGAAGGAGGCACGGGGGAUAGCAAUGAUGACAUUGAUGUAGACUAUGUCCCUAUUUUCACCUGAGGAAUGUUGGAGGGUAUGCCGUAUGUUGUCAGGCCCCAGCUCCCAUCAACUCCAGCCAGUAGCAGUUAGGGAGGAUAUGAGUUGUAGCAUGGUGGUGAUGUGGGGGGGGGGGGGAGUAGGUAAAGGAUCCCUGAACGGUUAAGUCCAGUCAAAAUCAACUCUGGGGUUGUGGCGCUCAUCUCGCUUUCAGGCUGAGGGAGCCGGCGUUUGUCCACAGACAGCUUUCCAGGUCAUGUGGCCAGCAUGACUAAACCGCUUCUGGUGCAAUGGAAACUCCGUGACAGAAGCCAGAGCGCAUGGAAACAUCCUUUACCUUCCCGCCGGUGCGGUACCUAUUUAUCUACUUGCACUGGUGUGCUUUUGAACUGCUAGGUUGGCAGGAGCAGGGACUGAGCAAUGGGAGCUCACCCCCGUUGCAGGGAAUCGAACCACCGACCUUCUGAUUGGCAAGUCCAAGAGGCUCAGUGAUUUAGACUAGUUGCAUGUGCUACGACUACAAACGUAGAAGCCACGGCAAUGGAUCCCCUCCGUGAUCACAAAACUGGAGUGUAGAUGCCACUCUGGCUGCAUCAAAAAGUAUUCUGCCUAUGGGGAGGAAGGAGGAGAAGGUCCAGUUAAAGCUGCCUUAAUACCAAUUGCAUUUACAUGCCAAUCUUUCUUUCUUUCUUUCCUGGGUGCCUGCAAAAAUUCCAUUGCACGAAAGGUCAUGAAGUAGGGGGGACGCCAAGGCAGGAAACGAGUGAAAUCCAAAUCCCGCAAAUCUCCUGGCCUCUCUGCCUGCUCAUACCGGUUUCCCUUUGCUAAAGCUGAUUUGAAGUUCUGAUCCCCAGGAAGAACAAAGGGAAGCCAGGUGACAUAGCAGGAGAAGACAAGGGCAGGGUUGGGCCACGGGGUGGGGUGGGAGGAACGGAAAGAGGACUUGGUUGCACAAUGCAGUCAGGGAAUCUCAAGAGCAAGGCUGCUAUCAAGCACUGCAGUUCAAAUCUGGAGUUCACUGUUUCUGUGGCUUGUUUCCUCCUGACAAACAUGUAUCUGUAAUACUGCACAUGAUACAUUUUUCACAGUAAAAGGAAAUGACAUCCUAAACUCAGAAGAAGCAAUAUGGUUAGGCACACGUGGGUGCCAUAACGGAAAAAUCCAUCCCUGUGCAUGCAUUGGGGGUUGUAGCUCAGGGUAGAACAUCAUGCAGAAGAUCCCAGUUUCCAUUCCCAGUAUCCCUAGGUAAGGCUGGGUAAAGCCUUCUAGCUGAAACCCCAGAGAGCAGCUGUCUGUCAGUGUAGGCAGUACUGAACUAGAUAGCCCAAUACUCUGACUGACUAUAAGGCAACGUCCUAUGUCCACUAGCAUAAGCAAGGGCUGGAAGCUCUGGAAAGCUUGCAGAAACCCAGUUCCCCACCGGCUUGUACUCAGACCCCCCAAGUGUCCCUAUUUUCCAGGGACGUCCCUGAUUUAGAGAAGCCGUCCAGGUUUCUGAUUUGAUGCCAAAAUGUCCCACUUUUCCUUAGGAUGUCCCUAUUUUCACUGGAGAAAUGUUGGAGGGUAUGGAAUUAUCUGACCCCCAAGCCGUCUGAAGAAAAUCCUGUAUAGGGAAGGUUUUUUUUAAUGUUUAUUGUUUUAUCAUGAUUUUAUAUAGGUUGGAAGCUUCCCAGAGUGGCUGGGGCAACCUAGUAAGAUGUGUGGGGUAAUUAUCAUUAUGAAAUGGGACAUCCCUAUUUUCAUUGGAGAAAUGUUGGAGUGUAUGUUGUACUUAGUACCUCCCAGGUUUAAAAAAGGCUGGAUCCUUUGCUGGAAUGAGUUUUUGCUUCCUCCAGUGUCAGAAAAAACCUAAUUAUGCCAUCCUAAAUUGUUCCAAGCACGAUUAUUCAACGAGUCUAAGCCCAGCUCCUCAUUGUCUCCAAAAAGCGGGAGACCCAAGAAUUAAAACUAUCUGGAAACCUGUUUGGCGACUUUGGGCAGAUCCAAAUCAUACAUUUAAAGCACAUCCAGUGUACAUUUAAAACUUAUGACUUCCCUGAAAGAAUCCUGGGAACUGUAGGUUUCCUACUCACAGAGCUACAAUUUGCAGAGCCCUUAACGAACUACAGUUCCCCAGAUUCUUUGGGGGAAGUCAUGUGCUUUCACUGUGUGUUGGGUGUGCUUUAAAUAUAAAGGUGCCAGGCAAAAACAUCCCUCUUCCCUCAGGCCUUUGGCUAAUUAAACGAUCUAUAACCUUUUAAACUGUUUGGGGGAAGUAUUGUUUUGUUUGUUGCUAUGUUAUGUAUUCAUGUAUUUUUACAUUGAAAGCUGCCCUGUGAUCCUCAGAGGAAGGAUGGUAUAGAAAUUUAAUUUAAAAUAAAUAAAUAAAGUAAAUAAAUAUGGUGUGGAUCCACCUAAAGCACCCAGAAAAGGUUUCAAAAUGGCUUUGAUUCCAAAGUCUGCUGCUUCUUGGAAACCAUCAGGAAUUGAGUCUUGGACUCAUUGAAUAACUGUGCUAGGAGCAGCAAUUCAGGAUGAGAGAAUUAGGGUCCUUGGGGACAUUUGUGUGUGAUAAAUAGGGGCGGGAAGGAGACACAGGAAAGCUGGUGCUGAACUCAGGGUGACUCAAUCGUUUUAAUCUCCUGGAUUAAAGCCAUGGUUGGAAUGCAGUUAUGUGGCGGAGACCCUCUCAGCCUGGUGUGAAGUUAGGUCAGCUCCACUAGAGGUACCACUGAAGGACAUCCUGCCCGAGAGAGAAAAGGAGAAGCUCAAUCCAGGGCUGGCCCAGGCCUUUUGCUCGCUGAAGUGAAGUGCAAAAUGGUGUCCCUACCUUUGUGUACAGAAGCGGACUGGACUGGCAGUUGGGUCAUAAUUCAACCUUGGUGAACGAGGCAGCACCCUCUAUGGCUUCAUUGGAUAGCAGAGGCAUUUCAGGCAGGCAGGCAGGGCAGGUUCCCCCAACACCUUGCUGCCACUCCUCACCCAUCAGCAUCUGCUGCCUGAGGCAGCGUCCUCAGUCUGCCCAAUGGCCUUAACAGUUUUUAAUACUGUAUUUUUAAAUUGUUGUAACUAGCCCCGAGAUAAGAUGGUGAAGGGCGGGUGAGAAAUGUUGUUGUUGUUGUUGUUAGGGCCUGACUAAAUCAGUCUUAAGUCUGCCACUACUUUUGCUAUGGGCUGCUUUGUGUUCAUUAUUCCUGCCAUUAGCUCUUUCCCCCUUUUUAUUUCUUUGUCCUGAGUUUAUUUACUUUCUAGCAAUAGACUCUGCAGAAAGUUUGGUUCUGCAUUUGCAUAGGCCCUUAGAAGCUUCUUCAGUUUAUACUUUCUCCAGAAGUUAAUUCAAAUUUUCAACUAGAGAUCUUGCAUAUAAAUGAAAAAAAUUGCAUGUGAGAUAUUACAGCUAGGUCUGUCUUGACUGGAAAUGUCACCCAAGAAGCUUUCACACCCUGGAGCUUUUCUGUUUCCUAUAGAACACAGAACGGCAUUUGGGUUGGUGGGGAAUGACAGUCAAUCUGUGUUGCAAGAUAGAAUGACUAUGGAACCAUAUUCAGAACAGAAGACAACUCCGAAACUGGAAUUCUGGAAUCUACAAAAGUUGUGUAAAUUAUGUUUGAGCAAAUUAGAUGGGCUAAAUAAGCAUAUUUGGGAACAAAGAUAAGAAACGUGGUCCACUCCAUGCUGUUUCUUAUGAGGGAAACUGACAACAAGCAUGUACACGACACCUUGAUUAAAAUCUGGUAAGAGUUGCCAGGGUCCAGGAAAAAAAUUACUCUAGGGUCACCAUUUAGCCAUCCCUGAUGUAGUAUGAAAAAAGGUUGUGGUCAAAGCUUGAUAGCACCUGCAAAAGAGGUAUAGGAUUUUGUCUAGUCCAUGACUAAUAUGAUGAAGAGGAGUGAGAUUCUGUUUUAACUGGAGAAAACUCAAAGUGCUACAGGAGUGACCGUACCGUUCUAUAGUGUCUUUCAUCCUGUGUUUUCAAGGCUCUGUGCUGUGUAUUUAAUUAGUCACCCCAAAACAGCAUCUUAUAAAGCAGCACCUGUUAAAGAGAGUGGAAAAUGAGAUCAGAGCACAAGCACCCUAGAAUUUUGUGGGUUUUUUUAAUGCAACAAUAUCUGGGAUAAUUAAAUGGGACAGUCCCAAUUGCACAGCUUUCAAAACUACACAGAAAAAAAUAAAGAGAAUUAACACAUUUUGCCUGUGUUAGUAAAUCUAAAUAAAACUGUGCUUAAGGUCAACAACUUUGCUGGUGUGAUUGAAUUGCAAUCUACUACUAAUAAAUGGAUCAGAUGGCUCAUUGGUUGAGACUAGAAAUGUAUCAAAAAUGGGGAGCCGAUCACAUAUGCAGGUUGUUCAUAAAGUGGCCCGAAGAGCCUUACCCUGCCACUUCAAAACCUCUGAAAGGGAGUGUAUGGUUGACAGGGGUCACAAUGGAGCAAUCCACUUUCAGAACAUAUUUGCCCCUCUUUCCUCCAAUUCUAUGGCAAUGCUAUGGCUUCUGGUGGGUUUGUGGUUCCGCUUUUAACAAACUCGUUCCGCGUGUCCUCCCCCAACACCCCCUUCCUCUGCUUUCUUUAAGAUUGUUGAAUGAAAGCGACAAGCGUCCCUUCAUUGAGGAGGCGGAGCGGCUGCGAAUGCAACACAAGAAGGACCACCCUGAUUACAAGUACCAGCCGCGCCGGCGGAAAAAUGGCAAGGCCGCCCAGGGUGAAAAUGACAGCCAGGCCGAGGGAGAAGCUGGUGGAGCAGCUGCAAUACAGGCACAUUACAAGAACGCCCAUUUGGACCACAGGCACCCUGGGGAAGGCUCUCCCCUGUCUGACGGGCACCCUGAACACCCCUCAGGUUAGUCCCAUAAUACAGUUUAAUCCACAGACAUAGCCUGAAGAUCAGCAGCUGGGAAUAUCAGGGGUAGGCAACAUGGUGUUAUUUUUUUUUUACUCCCACUCCCAUUUCCCCCAACCAGCAUGGCCGAUGGUCAGGGAUGAUGGGAGUUGUAGUCUCACCUUCAUCUGAGGGGCAUCACUUGGCUACCCCUUGUCUAACUGUAGAGUACCAUCGUGAAAACAAAUGGUUGGUUUUGUUCCUAUUUUUCUGACCUGGCAUAGGCACAAGUGAGUUUGGCAACUUUUUAUUUUUUAAAAAACAAACCCUCAUGGUUCAUCAUUGCCAAAGUCUAAGGGCUAUAUUUAACCCAGCUGUCAUUUUGUAUUUCAUUAGCUGCUGCCCAAUUUAUUUUUGCCUCGUCUCUGAGGAACGAUGCCAGCACAGCUUUCCUACAUCUAGUGCAGAGGUUCUCAACCUGUGGGUCCACAGAUGUUGUUGGACUACUACUCCCAUCAUCCCUGAGCUCUGGACCCACAGGUUGAGAAAGGCUGAUCUAGUGCCUUCCAGAUGCUUUGGGCUCUGGCUCCCAUUGACACCAGCCAGCACGGCCAAUGAUUAAAGGUGAUGGGAGCUGCAACUCAACAACAUUUGUAGGGCUUCAAGCUAGGGAGCUGCUCUAGCAGGUCUGUGCAGCGAAGGGAGACAGGUCAGCUGCUCUCUUCUUCUGCUGUGAAGUUGUUCUCUCUACUUUAUCCGCGUCGAGGUGGUAACUGACAUCUUCUCUCGGCUUCCUCAUAUCACAGGUCAGAGCCAUGGACCUCCCACACCGCCGACCACUCCAAAGACAGAACUGCAGUCCGGUAAGGCUGACUCCAAGAGGGAGGGGCGUUCCCUUGGGGAAGGAGGAAAGCCACACAUCGACUUUGGCAAUGUGGAUAUUGGGGAGAUCAGCCACGAAGUGAUGUCCAACAUGGAGCCCUUCGACGUCAACGAGUUUGACCAGUACCUGCCGCCGAAUGGACAUGCUGCUCACCCAGGUCAUGUCGGAGGCUAUGCCACAGCUGCUGGUUAUGGCCUUGGGAGUGCCCUGGCUGCAGCCAGUGGACACUCGGCCUGGAUCUCCAAGCAGCAUGGAGUCUCCUUGUCUGCUGCCACAUCAUCGGUGGUAGACUCCAAGGCACAAGUGAAAACAGAGGGCUCUGCUCCGGGGGCCCAUUACACUGAGCAGCCCUCCACUUCACAGAUAGCAUACACCUCUCUCAGUUUGCCCCACUAUGGCUCAGCUUUCCCCUCUAUAUCCAGGCCUCAGUUUGACUACCCUGACCACCAGCCCUCAGGACCCUACUACGGCCACUCCAGUCAGGCUUCCGGCCUCUACUCGGCCUUCUCCUAUAUGGGGCCCUCCCAACGGCCCCUAUACACUGCCAUCUCUGACCCGGCACCUUCAGUGCCACAGUCUCAUAGCCCCACACACUGGGAGCAGCCUGUAUAUACGACCCUCUCGAGACCCUAGGGAACGGGGAGCAGUGACCAAAGCAGCAGCGGAAAGGCUCCGGAGAAUCAGCCCCAGAAGACGAGCCUCCGGGUCCCGAGGUCAUUCGGUGUAAUCCAGUCGCCAGAACCCACAGAAUAUCCGGGCGUGUCUAUCUUGACCGCAGUUAUCGAUCGCUCACCUGGCUGGAGGAAGGUUCCCAGCCACCCCCCACAAUCCCAGUCCUUGAUUGGCUUCCGAGGUCCCGUAGGCCUUCUAGAUGAGGACGAUUCUAGGCACGGAGCAACUAGUCAUGGCGGGUUUUUUUGUUUUUGUUCAGAAGAUCAAGGGUUUAAAACAAAAUAAAAUUGAGAGAUAAUCCCUUCCCUUCUCUCCCCCUCCCUGAAGUUGUCCAGACCCAUCAUCCUGAUGGUUUAGAAAGAAACACAAUGGACGCAAUUCUGCCACUUGCUGUGGGUGAAGGCUAGGUGGGCACCCUGGUGGGGUAAUGUUACAGGUGGAGAAGUAGAAUGGUGCAGCCGUCCGAUAUGGACCAUGCUCUAGGACAUUCCUGCUUCAGAGUCGCACGUGCAUGAAAUGUUGCUCCCCAUUGGAAGACCAACCUAUGCUUGCUUUUCCUGUUGAUAUUUGGCACCUGCGCCCACUUUACCUUAUCCAUUCCAUCGCCUCUCUGCUGCCUGGCUCUCUUAAGACUUAACUACACAGUACUUUGGACUCAGGAACUGCAUUAUAUGCUCUGGCCGCCUUUGCAUCGCAGCAUGUAAGCAUGUGCAUACAUGCUGGUCCCUUGGACCGUAAAAAAAGCAAAUGGGACUGAAUCCAACUUUGUUGUUAUGAACAUUUUGUAUUCCUAGUUUGUUUCCAACACUUUGUGGCUCCCUUCUAAACUCCCCCAGCUACCUUUCUAACAUGCCAGAAGAUACCCUACCAAAGCCAAUACUUUUCCUUCCGGCUUACAAGAGUGAUUGUGUGUCUAUAUGCGUGUGUGCACAUGUGUGUGCAGAGUGGGUGAGGGAAAGCAGAAAGAUAUCAGUGCCUGGAACGGUCAGUGUGGUUCUCCUAUUUUCAGACCAAAUGUGCAGGGAGAACUUCUAAAUGAACACAAUGCUAGAACAGACAUAUCCUCAUUCCCCCAUGAGAGACAGCUCAAGGCGUUUUGGUGCCCGAGGCAGAGCAUGCACAUGGCUUGCCAAAAACAUUAUAAACUAAAUCACCAAUCAUUUGCUCCUGCUUUCCAAAAUCUGUUGUGUGCCAGAGGCUGCCUCACCCUGCCUCCUGGCAGGACCAAUCCCUGUCACAUGUUCAAAAUUGUUAACAGCUAAGUUCUGUCUUUGCCACAACAAGGAGGACCUUGCUGGUGUAAGUGAUGUGGAAUGGGCAUUUAAAGAAGUAGGGCUGUGCAGAAUUCAGAUGAACCCAUGUUCACUUUUGAGUUUUUCAAAUGGAGGCAGCCUCCUCAGCUAAAUCAAACUUUGCCUUUAUUUUCCUCUUCUCCGUGGGCUGAUACAUGCCCAUUCCACAGCUUCAAAAAAGAAUGAGCAUGUCACUUUGAUGGCUGCCGUGACUUAAGACGGUACCCAAAACACACCCUGGAGAGGCCAGACACUGUGCAGUUGCAUGAGGAUAGACCCACAACUGGCCACCAUGUACAUUGUGGUACUCGCUGUUGUUCCUAACCCCUUUGGAUUGAGACGACUGAGGCUAACCUCCCCAAAAGUUAUGAGCUUUAUAUAUGCUUGACUCCAUUUUUCUGCUAUGGAUGAUUAUCUCUUCUCCAUGGUGUUUGAAAAGAACAUGUAGUAUGCCUGUAAUCCUUGUAUGCAUGCAAUCUAUUAACUGCUCUACACCCUUAUUUAUGGAAGUAGCACAUCCUCCCCUGUUCCCAGCACCACAACCCUCUAGCACCAUUAACUUUGCAUCAAAUGUAUGGAAUAAUAAACUUAAGAGGUUUCAG
Podarcis lilfordi (Lilford's wall lizard) is the source of this 25573-nucleotide messenger RNA. NCBI's taxonomy places the organism in Eukaryota, Metazoa, Chordata, Lepidosauria, Squamata, Lacertidae. The record is from the annotation of a GenBank genome assembly.